AUCAAGUACUAAUCAGUUUGCAGAAAAGUGGAGAAGUGGAAGAGAACACGAACCUCAACAAAACGAAUGGAUCAUCCAAACAAAGGAGGAGGCGGUGGUACGCCAACACUUGAUAAGCCGUCUAUAUUGGAAGGUGUUCUAAACAAUCUCUUCGAUGGCUUAUCAGACAAGGAUGAAACUGUGCGCUUGGCAAUACAAUCUGCCUUGGUUAAGAUUAUCGAAACACAUCCGGUUAGGGCAACAGAAAUUCUCCUGGAAUAUCGAGAGAAACAUCCUAAGAUGAGUGAACAGACAACAAAUAUUAUAUUAAAAGCCAUUGAACGGGUGGUAUCGUCAGACACAACCAUACCCAGUGAGGCCCACAAAAAGUUGGCCACAUUGGCCAUAGAAGAAUUGACACGUUCGUGUGAACAUGUUCCCAGUAUACAAAAUCAUGCUCUCAAUAUAUUGGUGGCCAUUGGCCGGGGUGAUGACUGUAAAAUGGUUAUGGAAGCCCUAAUGGCUCACACCAAAGAGGGUACGGUGGCCCAUUUUAUGGUCAUGCAAUGUUUUGGCACCUUGGCCUCCACAAAUGUACCAGCUGUUGUGCCUUUUAUUAAACAGAUUUUGUCGACAAUUUUGACAAAUUUAAAUUCCAUUAAACAGGAUCACAUAAAACAGUCGCAUGCAUAUGCCAUUGGUCGCUUUAGUGAAGCUCUUUUGGAACAAACAUCAGCAAACGCAACCGCCGCUGCUACUACAGAAAUCACCACUACCUCAACAAAUGGCGAAGGGGAGGAGGCGAAGAAGGAGGAGGAGAAGGAUGCCGAAACAAACCCGGAUGCUGCCGCAGCAGCACCAAAACCAAUUGGUUCCUUUCCUGAUUGUUCCACAGAAAUUUCCAUUGCCUAUGAUGUGCUCUUCAAACAGUGGCUACAUUCACGGGAACCCAAAGUGUGUGUCGAAAUUCUGCAGGCAUUAUCUUCCAUGUUCCCCCUGCUACCGCCAGACACCAUACAAGAUCAAACUCCCCGUUUGGUACCACAAGUUUUGGGCCUAUAUCGUCGCUCCAUUGAACGUAAUUCCAUCACGCAAUUCCUAUCGGCUGUGCUGAAAACAAAUAUUGCCAUCCAACCUUCGGUGUUGGACUGUGUUGCCGAUCAAUUAAUUUCCAAUCUUUUUGAUUUGGUCUGUGUCUAUCCCGACUAUGAAAAACCACAAACCGUCAAAGGCCACUAUGAAGUAUUACGAUGCUUCCAUCUACUGUCCAGUGUGUAUGCCACCAAAAUAAUGGACACCCUUCUAAUGCAUUUGCGUAACAACAGUGAACGGGAACGCAUCAAGUCCUUGUUGAUACUGACACACCUCUUGAAUACCUCCACCGUGAAUAUUGAAAAUAAAUUGCAAGCUUUUAUUGAAUGCCUCAAACAGAUGAUAACCAGUGAGAAAAGUAUUAAAAUGAAAAUGACCCUGCUGAAAUGUAUUGUGGCCUUGGCCCAAAAAUCCUUCAUCAAGGAAAAGGAAUUUGUUUGGUUUAUUGUGCGUUACAGUUGUAAAUAUACUAAAGUGAAUCAGGAACAUGGCUCUUUGGAAGAUCAUGCCAAUUUUGUUUUAUCCUGUGAAAGUUCGCUGCACAUGUUGGCCUCCACUGUGGGCACAAUGGAUGAGUUACUGAAACGUGAAUUGUUAAACUAUUUUGUAUUAUUGGACUACACCGAUAUCUGUUCAAAUUUGGCCAAGUGCCUGGCAAGUUUAUUUUCGAAAUCAGCAAAUAUUGAAUUUGAAAUUGCCCACGAUGAAGAUGAGUCGUCCACCGAAUCCAGAAGAGAGUCCAAUGCUGGCACAGAGGAGGUAACUGCCAAAACUCCCAGUUUGGUGAAGAGCGGUAAAAUUGUUGUACCCUCGGCCGAGACCAUUUAUGCCCGUUGCCUAUCUCUGCUGGGUAAUUAUCACAGCAUUAAGAGGUCGACAAAUGUUUUGUCAUUCCUUAAAUACUAUUAUCCUCAUCUUAAUCCGGAGUUGAGUAAACUAUGGGACAAAUCCAUAUCGGAUUUGCUGUUAAAUAUCAACAAAGAAUCUGUGUAUUUUAAUAAACUCAACAACUUUAUUGUGGAAACCAAUGACUUCCUGGCCAAACAUGAUGAACAUUUUGCCGAACGUUUAUCCAAUAAAAUGGCUGAGCAGACAAUAAUCUAUCCCAUGGUUCUGCCGCACAAUGAAUUCGUCAUACCCUCGCUGAAUGUGGAACGGGGUAUGCUGAUGAAAGCCAUGGCUCUCACACUGUGCAACGUCAACGAUGAUGCCAUUGUCAAUGCCAAAUUGGAUUUAAUCAUUACCUCUGCCAGGCAGGAGAAAAUGGAUAAACACACCAAACACAUUGAAUAUGAGGAUAAAAUCAUACCCUACUGCCAGGCCUUGGGCUUUUUGGCUCGCAAACAUUACGCCCUAGUUAUUAAGAAACUGGCCGAAUUGGCCAACAUUGGUGGUCGCAAACAUUCGACCGGAUUCUUUUCAAAUUUACACUUCAUCAAAGACACACACAAGGAAUUGGAAAAUUUCAAGACGAACCUCCUGGCCAUUAAGUCCCUGGGCUAUGUCAUGGAAGAAGCAGAUCCUCUACAGUCGCUGGCCAAUCUCGACGAUACCAUUUUCAACUUUUUAAUACUCCAAUUGAAAUUCACCAAAGACCAAUGUGUUAUGUCGGCCAUUUUGAAGACCCUGCUGAGUAUUUGUAAUCAAAUGAUUAGCGCCAAAGAAACUCAAACCACCACACCUCUGAAAUAUCGCAAACAAAUUAUGGAGGCAGUAUUUAGUAUACCCAUCGAACCACCAUUUGAUGAUCUACCUCUGCUGCCCAUUAUCCUAAAAUUGGGUACCGACUUCAUACGCAUUGGUGGUGAAGAUGCCACCGAAUCGGUUGAUGGUGGUGUCAUUUUCGAAAUUGCCUGUAAAAAUUUCUUCAAUUGUGCCCAGAAUUUAAAAAUGAAAUUUGAAUCCCAGGAAGAGGAUGAACGUAACAGCUUCCUGGCCAAAUAUCUCAAUGAAUCAUUACCGGAAUUGAAUAAAUUAGUAAAGGUCAUUAUCGAAAUGGAUCCCUCACCCUCGACAUUGGAUCUAAUCAUAUCGAUACUGGAAACAUGGACACGUGAUAAAAAUUCCGAAGUACGCAUUUGUGCUAGUCAUGUCUAUAACAACACUUUGGAAGUCUAUAUCAAAUCCAUGAAAAUUGGUUGCGAAGCACCAUCGAAAUUUAAUCAAACGGGACAAAUGUUGGGUAAAAUUGUACCACGUUGCAUCGAUUCAAAUGGUACGGUACGUCAGGUUUCGGUGGAUAUAUUACAAAAGACUUUGGAGAUUGCGUGCAUCUAUGAAACGCUCACAAUUGCUGACAGCGAAACCGAUUGGGUGAAAGAAAUCGAAUUGGUUAAAGAACAAAUCAUUACCGAUGAUCCGAAACAAAUAUACAAUCUUGCUGGCGAGAUUGCAAAGAUUAUUGCGGUACGCAUAUCGAAUUUUCAAUAUUUACAAUUUUGUAAAACUUUAUUGGCUGGUCUCAAGGAUCCUGAACAAAGUUCUGCCAUAGGUGCUUCUGUUGUUUUGAAGUUCUUUAUACAGCAAAAGGGUUCAGAAUUGUUCCAUGCUGUACCGGAUUUAGUUAAAGAAUGUUUGGCGGCCAUACACUCUUGCGAUGUAAAUCGGGCCAAAUCUGGGGUACUCAAAGCAUUGGUGGCCCUUACCAAACAUCAUCCGAAGUUGGUAUCAUGUGAAAUUCUAACACAGCAGCUGCCCUAUGAAGAAAACAUUGUCGAAUAUUGGCAUUUGAUUUGUACAGAUGCCGAACUGGCUGGAGUAUUACUCGAUCACUUUUUGCAAAUUCUAUCAUCCGCUUGUAUAUAUGAACAAAAUGAAGCCUGUGUGGAUCGACAAAAAAUUGCUAGUAUGCAACCGUUUGCGAUAUUUUGUGCUCUACACGAAAUGAUGCCUUGCAAGGAUAUCAAGACGCAACUGAAAUUGAAAUUUCCUGAAUUGUUUACCAUGUUGUUAACAUCCCUGGCAUCUUAUACAAAUUUAGCUGCACCCAUGCAAACUGGACCACCCCGUAGUGUUUCACCAACGCCCACAUCCAGCUCUUCGUCUAUCAUCACCCUCUCCUCAAGUUCGAAAAAUAAAUUCGGUUUUAUACCCAAUAAAGAAUCGAUAAAAUUAAAUCCCUGCCAAAUAGUUUUGGAGACAUUCCAAAAAUUCCUCGACAGUUUGGAAAUGGAACAAAUUGGCACCGUACUUACUGUACACACCCAUUUAGCUUCUAGUACCGAUCUCAAGAAUUUCAUAGAAUUACUAACACCCAUGGCCAUUGGUGUAUCAAAUCAAAUUGAUAUUAAUUCCAGUGAAAUGAAACAAAUUGUAACGACCCUAAGUAAAUAUGUAGCCUCUCCGUAUGAUGCCCAGAGAGUAGCAGCUGUGGGCCUAUUCUCACGCAUGGUACCCCUUAAACCGUGUGGUGAAAUUUCCGCCAACAUCAUGAAUCAUCUGACAAAUGCCCUGAGUGAUCCCAAUGCCAUUGUUAGGGGUCUCAGUAUUCAGGGUAUGGGCUAUGUGGGCCUGCUUAACGAAGAUGAUAUUGAAAAAUAUGAUGAGACUGCAAUAACUGCUCUGUUGAAGGGUGUUGAUGACACUGUGAGCGAUUGCCUGAUAAAUAUCCCCUUGGAAAGUAUGCGUGGCUUGUCACGUAUCCUACAAAAUCUUCCCAGUGAUCGUGUUGAGACAUUCCAUGUCUCAUUGGCCAUACGUAUAAGACCGUUCUUUGGUAGUUAUUCUCUAGAAAUACGCGAAGCAGCCAUUAUCUUAUUUGGUGAUUUAUGUGAAUCUAAAAUAACGGUGCAAGAUGGUACGGUUACACCAUCCGAAUCAUCAAAUGAAGCAUUAAGGGAACAAUUAAUUGCAAAUCUAUUUCCUUUACUGUUACACUUAAGUGAGGGAGAGGCUGCUAUUAUAAGGGCCUGCAAGGGUACUUUACGGAAGGUAUGCCGUCUACUGAACUCUCUAAAAAUCAAUGAUAUGGCCCAGCGUCAUCUUUUGGAUCAUGGCCAAUUGAAUUAUAAUAAUUUUAUCAUUGAUUUUGUAAAAGUUAUUUCCAUGGAACUGACAGAUCAUAUACAAGACUUUAUUGACUCAUGUCUACCUAAAUUACGCAGUCAAUGGCCCGAAGUUAGAGGCAGUGCUGCAAUUGUUAUCGGUAUUUUACAUAAUUUCCUUUCGGAGAGGAACACUCAAACUGAAGCUGUGGGCAACAAACUUGCUGCUCUACUAAAAGAUGAAAAUCAUUUUGUACGUGUUAAAGCAGCAACUGCAUUGGGUUAUUUCUUUGGAGACAUUUAG
This is a messenger RNA of Musca vetustissima, 5358 nucleotides long. RefSeq names its product maestro heat-like repeat-containing protein family member 1 (gene c11.1). The transcript has 12 exons. Lineage: Eukaryota; Metazoa; Arthropoda; Insecta; Diptera; Muscidae. The record is from RefSeq and is a predicted model, not a curated record. Bases 67 to 5358 code for a protein of 1763 amino acids. Gene Ontology annotation, cellular component: cytoplasm.